UCCUCCUCUGAUGGUCCUUUUCCUUCUUCUAGUCCCAGUCCCCUCUAUCUCUCUAAGUCAGUGGGGUUAUCUUUUUGUUUCUGUCUAAGGAUAAGAAAAGAAGGCUCUUUUAUAAAAAGUUAAGGCUAGAGGGCAAGCUUUAGGUGGAGCACACCACAAUGGCACAUCAAGACAACUUAGGGCAUUCCCAUGUCCCUGUGGAGGAGAAUGAUGCAGCAGGAAACCAGGGCCGACAGGGUGCUAGACCACGGCAAACUAGAUUUCGGAGAAGAAAAUGCAAGCAGCUGCAUUCAGCACGGCCAGAGGGAGAAGAAACUAGGGUUUUGCAAGUUUACAAAUUUAUGAGUCGUCCCCCAGCUAUCAGUGUGCACUCCACUGGUGAAGAAGCUCUGGGGCUGUCUAGUAUUCCUGUGCCGAGAAACUGUGGAACAACUGUGAAAACACUGGCUAGGUCUGCCAGCCCUUGGAUUCGUCUUGAACCUGUACCGUGUUGGGUCAAAGACUGUACUGGACUGGCCUGCUCAGCAGAUCAUGGUCCUAGAAGACAUCUGAUAAAAGCCAAUCUCCAAGCUGAGGAAGAUAGCCUGAGAUCCAUGUUAAGAGAGGAACUUUUAUCAAGGGAUGAAGACCAUGAUGAUUUGGGGACAGCCAGCUCCCAGGCAGGUGUUGUCAGCAGUGAUGCUCCCAGGAGCUUGGCAGAAGAGUUUUCACUAGUUCCCUUAAACAUGCGAAGGAAAUGCUCUGCUUUGAAUUUUGACUUGCUAGUAGAAAGAUGUCUUAAAAGGCUCUGAGUUUCAGCACAUCUGUUUAGAAUUUAAGAUACAGAUUUUUUUUGAGAUAUGAAUGCCGAUCUUCAUGUACACAGUUUAUAGAAAUGCAGGCUGAAGUCUGCAUUAAAGCCAUGAAGGUUCAAAUGGGGUGAAGCCCAGCACAUCUUUCUUAGAUUGACAGGCAGUAAGGAAAGACAAAACUGGAGUGAAAAUAAAUCCUUCAUAUGAGUUGCCUUCUUUGGGAGUUUAGAAUCCUGUAAUAAUCAUAAGGUGUUAAAAAUGGAAAUAUGACUGAGUCUAAGCUAAUAUAAUGACUAUUUCUUUUGCAACUGUAAUGGAUAUACCAAGAAAUAUCGUCAUAUUUUGUCUCUUUCUCAGUAGUAUAGUCUCUUUUUUAAUAACUUCUUGAAGGAUAUUUGAAAUUCAAAGCCCUCGUAUAUGCCACUAUUUCCUUUCAGUAAGUGCUUUAAUUUCUUCUAUAGAAGCCUAGAGGGUUUACUGUUUGUUUUGUGUUUUUCUUGAUCUAAAAAUUAUAAUUCACUGCAUAUAUUUGGUUGUUCAUAUAUACGUAAACAGCUCUGUAAGGCAGUAUGAGAUAGCUAGGAUACAUCCUAUGAUAAACAAGGGGUGAAAAGCCCAACCUUCUCCAGUUGGGGUUAAUUGAUCAUGUGAAAUAAACAUGUUUUUUAAAAAUUUA
This is a messenger RNA of Phasianus colchicus (ring-necked pheasant), 1467 nucleotides long. The record is from RefSeq and is a predicted model, not a curated record. Lineage: Eukaryota; Metazoa; Chordata; Aves; Galliformes; Phasianidae.